Molecule: messenger RNA, 2799 nt
Organism: Trichosurus vulpecula (common brushtail)
Lineage: Eukaryota; Metazoa; Chordata; Mammalia; Diprotodontia; Phalangeridae
Gene: GUSB
Product: glucuronidase beta
Exons: 12
Coding region: 39-2036 (665 amino acids)
Biological process (GO): carbohydrate metabolic process; glucuronoside catabolic process
Molecular function (GO): carbohydrate binding; beta-glucuronidase activity
Source: RefSeq, a predicted model, not a curated record
GGAGGCCGGACUCAGGGCUGUAUGCAGCGGCGGGAGCCAUGGCUCUGGGAUUCUGGCUGGCAUGGGCAGCUGCCCUCUGCGGCCGGGCACUGGCCCUGGACGGAGGGAUGCUCUACCCCCGGGAGACCCCGAGCCGGGAGGUCAAGGAGCUCAACGGCCUCUGGGACUUCCGAGCGGACUUCUCCGAGGACAGGACGCAGGGCUUUCGGGAGCGGUGGUAUCAGAGACCCCUGCGGGAGUCGGGUCCUGUACUAGACAUGCCCGUCCCUGCCAGCUUUAAUGACGUGGGCCAGGACAGCAAGCUUCACAGCUUCAUCGGCUGGGUGUGGUACGAGCGGCAAGUAUUGGUACCUCGGAGUUGGGCCCAGGAUCCGGACACCAGAGUGAUGCUAAGAAUUAGCAGUGCCCACUACUAUGCAAUUGUGUGGGUAAACGGUGUCCACGUGACUGAGCAUGAGGGUGGCCACCUUCCCUUUGAAGCCGACAUCAGCAAGCUGGUCCAGUCCAAUCUUGGGGAACCGAGUCGCAUCACCAUCGCCAUCAACAACACCCUCACGCCCCACACACUGCCACCGGGCAUCAUUGAGCACAAGACCGACCGCUCCCGGUAUCCCAAGUAUUAUUUUGUUCAAGAAACAAAAUUUGACUUCUUCAACUAUGCUGGGCUGCACCGCUCAGUCUUCCUCUACAGCACCCCCAGCUCCUACAUCGAUGAUAUCACUGUCACCACCGACUUAGAUGAGAGCACAGGGCUGAUAAACUACGAGGUUGUUAUAAAAAGCAAUGAGAACUUUGAGCUCCAACUGCUUCUCUGGGAUAUGGAAGGAAGAGUGGUGGCGAAGGGGAAGGGAGCCCGGGGCCAGCUAGAGGUGCCCAAUGCCCAGCUCUGGUGGCCUUAUCUGAUGCACCCACAGCCUGCCUACCUGUACUCACUCGAGGUGACCCUAGAGGUACAGACAGGAGCCGGCAUCGUGUCUGAUGUCUACACCCUUCCUGUGGGCAUCCGCACCGUGAAGGUCGUACAGAACCAGUUUCUCAUCAAUGGAAAGCCCUUCUACUUCCACGGGGUCAACAAGCAUGAGGAUGCGGAUAUCCGUGGGAAGGGGUUUGACUGGGCUCUGGUGAUGAAGGAUUUCAACCUGCUCCGAUGGCUGGGGGCUAACUCUUUCCGAACGAGCCACUAUCCCUACGCCGAGGAGGUGAUGCAGCUCUGUGACCGCUAUGGGAUCGUGGUCAUCGACGAGUGUCCAGGCGUGGGGAUUGCGUUGCCGGAAAGCUUUGGGAACAUCUCUCUGCAACACCACCUAGAAGUCAUGGAAGAGCUGGUCCGGAGAGACAAGAAUCACCCGGCUGUGGUCAUGUGGUCUGUGGCCAACGAGCCCGUUGCCUCGCUGGCACCCGCUGCUUACUAUUUCAAGACCCUGAUAACCCAUACCAAAGCCCUGGACCCCACCCGACCUGUGACCUUUGUGUCCAAUACUAGGCCUGAAGUGGAUCAUGGGGCGCCAUAUGUGGAUGUGAUCUGUAUAAACAACUACUUUUCCUGGUACCAUGAUUAUGGGCACCUAGAGGUGAUUCAGCUGCAGGUCAGCACCGAGUUUGAGACCUGGUAUAAAAUCUACCAGAAGCCAAUUAUCCAAAGCGAAUAUGGAGCAGACAACAUCCCCGGGCUUCACCAGGACCCUCCUCUGAUGUUUAGUGAAGAAUACCAGAAAUUUGUGCUGCAGCAGUAUCAUUUCGCUCUGGACCAAAAACGCAAAGACUACGUGAUUGGAGAGCUUAUUUGGAAUUUUGCCGAUUUCAUGACGGAACAAUCACCACGGAGAGUUGUUGGGAAUAAGAAGGGAAUCUUCACCCGACAGCGACAACCCAAAGGUUCAGCAUUCCUUCUGAGAGAACGAUACUGGAAGAUCGCCAAUGAAACCAUGUAUCCUCAUUUAGCAGUGACUCCACAGUAUUUGGAAAACUGUUAUUUUUUUACUCCCUUGAGUAAAGAAACCUACCAGGGAGGGGGGAGGGAGCUGCUUGAUUUGUAAGGGACUCCAGGAUGCCCUAGCAGACAGGAUGUUUCCAAGAUUCUCAACUACAUCUUCUGGCGGAGGGGUGGGAAGACAUGGAGAUUCUGAUAAUGUUCUGCAAGAUGGGAUACUAUCAAGUAUGAAAUGAGACCUUUUACCAGAACAGGAAUGCAAAUUUUAAGAAUUGGCUAUCCCUAAGUGGGAGGACCUGCAUGAAAAAAUAUGUCUGAAAACAAUUUGAAACCAGUUUGAAAGAUAAAUGUGCCUUGUUCUCACAUCUCUCGUGCAGACAGAAUCUUAAAAUCAGGGUGCUUUAAUGACUACACGGUAUUAAUGGUAUGUUCUUACAAAGUUGUAAGUUUGUAAGUUGUAUGUUGUAUGUUUUCCCAGCAAGAGCCCUGUGCUAACACAAAAGCAAAGCCUGGUCCUUUAAUGCAGAGGUAGUACAUUUUCCUCUACCGUGGUCACCACCCGACCAGCCAGGAUGAAAUAAAUGAGAAUUUAUAGGAGAUAAUGGUUUUUCUUUUUCACAAAUGACUGAACUUCAUACCUACCGACACCCUAAAUGGUACAAUGUGAAGGGGACACUGAUUUUACAUUGUCUUUAUUGAGGUUCAUAGCCUCAGCUUCCUUACAGAAUUCCUCAGAAGUCAAGGCCUCCAUGAUUCUUCCCCUCUUCCCUUUCUGCUCUCUUGGAAGCCAACAAUAAAGAGUUCUCAAUUAUACAUAACUCUUCCUCACGACCCUGUGAUGUGGGCAAGGCAAUUACCCUUACCUUCUU